AUGUCAACAGGAUAUGCCUUGACACAUUCACGCAGCAAUUCUAUGAAAUUGCCUUUUGAAUACGAUUCAACGCAGACAUCAGCAGCAGAUGCUCUAGGUGAAUUGUCGCAAAUGGUACAUCGAAUUGGUGCGACAAAAUUACCGAUGCCUAAUAAAUGUGUUCCUAACAGCAUCACCAGUAAUAUUUUCACAUGUCUAAGAUGUGCUCAACGAUUUAAUACGCUUGAUGAGUUAGUGCUGCAUAUCAGUACAACAAAACAUUUCACGUGCGGAGCAACCAAGAAUCAUAAUGCUAUAGCACCGUGGGAAAGGGAUCGAGCAGCAACAAAUUUCGGGAAGCAAGUGGCUUCAUCGAAUUUUAUAGCAUCGUUAUUUUAUGAACAGAAAUGUGUUGAAGUACCACGGAAUCUGUCACAAAAAAACAUCGACAGUAGUUUUUGA
Brugia malayi is the source of this 441-nucleotide messenger RNA. RefSeq lists its product as uncharacterized. The record is from RefSeq and is a predicted model, not a curated record. The transcript has 4 exons. NCBI's taxonomy places the organism in Eukaryota, Metazoa, Nematoda, Chromadorea, Rhabditida, Onchocercidae. Bases 1 to 441 code for a protein of 146 amino acids.